UACGGCCGAGAACAAGUUGAGGGCGUCGGGCCAGUGAUCACGCCGAGUCGCACGCGCUAAGACCGUCGGUACCGCCGAGGUGUUGAAGAUCGAGUUACCUACAGCACACGUUGCCAUUGCUUUGAAUCAAAAAUAUUAAAACGUUUAAAAAAACAAACUAAUCGCGAUAAUAAUUAAACAACAGAAUACUCGGGACGAAUAAGAAAAUAAUAAUAAUAAUAACCGACCAAUAUUCGGAUAUAUCAUAUUUGUAGUUGUCGUUAAACGGAACGCAAAAGUUUUGAUUUUACAUGAUUGAAAUUUUGUUUUUUUAAUCAAACUCCGUUGUCGAUUUUCCCAUCAUGGAGUGCAAAACGUUUAAGUCGACACGAUCGGUGCACCGGUGACCGGAGAACGGAUUAGAUGAAAAGGCCGCCGAUCAUUUUACAUAUUAUUAUUAUCUGUGUAUUUGCCGCGUUGUGGAUUAAAACGGUCCAACAGCCAUGUUGAUCGUUUCGUAAAAAGAUAGACAUCCGAACGACGACUUCGCCGAGCCCAAUGAGAUCACAAUGUUGCUGACAUUUCUACUGGCAGCUGUGCUAUGGAACUGUAAUUGCUGGUGGAAUGCCGCCAAUAUUUACACUUUCGCCGUGCAACCAGGAUACUUGGACUUUGACAAUUUGCCAGAAACGAACUUCUCUUGUGACGGCAAAGUCAUCGGUGGCUAUUAUGCAGACGUGGAAACUGGCUGUCAGAUGUUUCAUGUUUGUACCAUUGGCCAAAAAGCCGAGAUAACCGACAUCAAGUUUUUGUGUCUAAACGGAACGGUGUUCGACCAAGAAACGAGGGUAUGCGAGCGGCUGGACGAAGUAGACUGCAGCAGGAGUGAGAGCUUCUUCGACUUGAACUUGGAGUUGUAUGGCAACAAUGGAGCGGGCUACGGUAUUCAACCAGAAGAGCAGCCGGAACAAGAGCCGGCCCAGUGCGAUAACGAAGAAGAAGACUGUUCCGGUACUCCAGAUUACUUUAGCGAAGAUGUGACUACCGCCCAACCGGCACCGAUAGCCCAACCGCCGCCCACGACGACGACGACCUCGACGACGACUACGACGACAACGACCACUACGACAAGGCGGCCGCCGACGACCACAACCAGUACGACAAGGCUGCCGCCCGUCUCGUAUCCGACCAACUCGCCGGAAACGAUAGCCGCGCUCAUUGCUCUUCACAACGCUUUCCAGGAAAGCCUUAAGGAACGAGAUCACCAUCAUCCGUCGUUACAAAAGCUGUCGCCCACUGCGUCGCACGUGCAGCGUUACCCGAUGCCCGCAUUACCCAAACCGUUCACGGUCGCCAAUUUUCAACCACCCCGGCACUUCCCGUCAAAACCGCAACAGCUACAGCCACCACCGCCACCGCCGUCGCAGUACCAACAACAGCUGCACCAGCCCGUGUUGUUCUCGUCCGAACGCUUUGGCAACCAGAAUUUCCGACACGGGUACCGGUUGCAGAACGGGCCAACGCCAUCGGCAGAGACGCCCCAGCCGCCGACGUUCCAACAAUACUCGGAUGGACAGGCGUACUACGACGACGAUGACGACGACGACACGUCUAGGCGAAACUUUGCACGCGAGGCGCCCGAAGCUUCGGUGUCGGUGCACGUGCAAGUCAGUUCGUCUUCAUCGAAAAACAGUGCCAUCAACAAUAACGGCAACCGGCCGCAGCAACAGCCACAGAGGCGGCCGUCUACCGUGUCGAAAAGCACGACGUCCGGGCCGCCACAGACGACGUCCACCGUGGCCACCACCACCACCACCACCGCCGCGCCGGUGACCACGGCACAGGCCGUUUUGCCAUCGGCGGACGACGACCUGUACGACGACAUCGGUGACGACGAAUACGGUGACGAGCAGCUACAAGACCGAGAAGACGAAGAGUUCUUCAAGGAAGUGCCAAAGUUGGGCAAAAAGAGGAAACGGAGGAGAAAACGUGACGUCGUCGGCGAUUUGUCGACCUAACAAGACGUAUCGAUUUUUCCCUGUAUUAUUAUUAUUAUUGUACUCGUGUCAUGUGAUAACUAGGGCUGCCGCCCGACGAAUUAGUCGCUGCACACAGGCCCCGGCGAUAACGAUAUUGUCAUAUUAUUCAUUGUAGUAAUAAUAAUAAUUAAUAGCUACUACGUCGCAAUGGUUCGAUUGUAUUCAUAUAGGUAUUGCUCAAUUUCUUCCGAAUUACAGCGCGAAAUGGCCAUUCAUUGUCUUUAUUAUUGUUAUAUUUUUAAAUAUACAUAUAUAUAUAUAUAUAUAUAUUUUUUUUUUUUAAUUUGAUUACGUAUAACCUUUUUUAUUUAGUAGCAUAAAGAUGUAUAUAAAAUAAAUAAAAAAAUCGGCGGAUAACGCGCCUGGUAUUUGUAUACCUCGAAUAGUUGAAUUACCUUUGUAAUAAUAUUUUGAGCAAAAUAUAUGUUUUUUUAUCCGACUGCAAAAGAAGGAGGGUCUUGUGUU
Messenger RNA from Adelges cooleyi (spruce gall adelgid), 2483 nucleotides. Its product is annotated as mucin-2-like. Gene Ontology annotation, molecular function: chitin binding. Bases 549 to 1997 code for a protein of 482 amino acids. The record is from RefSeq and is a predicted model, not a curated record. The transcript has 6 exons. Gene Ontology annotation, cellular component: extracellular region. NCBI's taxonomy places the organism in Eukaryota, Metazoa, Arthropoda, Insecta, Hemiptera, Adelgidae.